AUGGCAGACCUCGAAAGCCUGAAAAGAUCCAGAGCUGGUUACAAAGGACUUGUGACAAAGUUGUAUACAGAAGUAGAGAGAUUGCUGUGUUCAUUUGACAAUUUCGAUCUUGUUAAGCAGAAAGUACAGGAUCUCCAGAGGGCGUUUGAUCAAUUAUGUGCGGUCAACGAACAAUACAUUAGUGAAGUAGAUUCGUCCGAAGCACUUACAGUGAACGAGGAGUUUGAGACGCAACAUCGAAACAAGGCAGAGUUCGACCAGCGAAUAGAAGACUGGAUGAAACAGAGGAAUUCACCUAAAUCUGUUCGUUCUGAAAAUGGUUCAAGGAAGUCAGAUCAGAAGAAAAAGGGUGCAUUAUUAGAACUGAGACUACUACAAAGAAAACAUGAGUUAGAGAGAAGGAAACAGGAGUUAAAACAGGAAGAAGAACUUUUAGAAGUUGAGGCAAAGUUAGAAAGAGAAAGGCUGGAAGGAGAGUUAUCUGAUGAAGACGAUGAUGGCAACCGUGGCGACAUCACUAUUGCCAAGCGACCAGAUGACCGAUUCUUCGCAGGAGGGAUAAAACCAGAGCCCGAUGUACCGGCCGCCAGAUACGUAAAUACGAAUCUUGAACCCAAGAUUGAAGCCACAAGUGGCAGCACACAGCAGGUACUACAGUCAUUGGCAGCAGUCAUUGAUCUUCCUCGUCCGGAACUUUUGACCUUUGAUGGGGAUCCCAAAAAGUAUUUCAAGUUCAUCAGUAAUUUUGAGACAAGUAUUGGGAGCAGGAAUCUGGACGAUAGGAUAAAGUUGAGUUAUCUUAUUCAACAAUGCUCUGGACCAGCAAGGGACUGUAUCGAGGAUUGUGUUAUUUUGGAUCAUGGAUUUGAGCGAGCUUGUGACAUUUUGAGAAGGCGAUUUGGGAGAGCAUACAUCGUUGCAAAUGCCCAUAUCUCUGAGAUCGUUGAUGGACCUCCACUGCAAGGGAAUGAUGGGAAAGGUUUGCAGAGGGUAGCUGAUGACAUGAGAAGAUGCGAGUUGGUCUUGACGCAGAUGGGGUAUCAAGCGGACAUGAAUAAUACCGAGAAUCUUCGGAAGAUUGUACGACGGCUGCCUUUCCACAUCAGAGCAAGAUGGGUAGACAAAGCAGAUAGGUUUCUUGAAGCUGGUGUGGAGCCCAAUUUUGCUCACUUGACCGAAUUCGUAGAGGAAAGGGCCAGAGUCGCGAACACCGCUUAUGGUCAUGAUCUGAAUGCAUCCCCAGCACACAACAGUAAACCAGCUCUGAGAAAUAGUCACAGUAGCAGAAGAGGUACAUCUUUCUCUAUGCAAGGCAACAAUGUAGGACACACUGAUUAUAACAGAGUUUCAGAUUCAGGGAGAUGGAGGAACAAUAGCUGUCCCUGCUGUUCUGGUUCACAUCAGUUAUCAGCUUGCAGAGCUUUCAGCGAGAGACCCUUCGCUGAGAGGAGGAAAAUUAUGCGGGACAACAAGAUGUGUGACAACUGUUUCAGGAGAGGACACUUCGCAAAGGGGUGCAUGGAGAGAACGGCAUGUGAUGUUCAGGGUUGCAAGUGGAAGCAUCACAAAUUGCUGCAUCCGCCACCUAUGAAUAGAAAACCCGAUGAUCAAUACGGUAGUGCAAGCUCAGAUUCCAGGAACUCAAGACCAGAGAAACAGGAUUCCGCAAGUGGAAACUGUGCUUCUACUAUGGCCAACAGAGACAGCGUGUGUCUUAGAAUUGUGCCAGUUCGAGUGAAAGGUCGCGGGACUAAAGAGACUGAGGUAUAUGCUUUGUUGGACAACGGUUCAGAUAUCUCAUUGUGUACAAGUAGGCUCGCCGACCAAUUGGGAUUGCGUGGGAAACCGAAAACUUUCUCCUUGACAACGGUUUCGGACCAGAAUCACUUGCAGACAGGACGAGAAGUUUCGUUGUCUGUGAGUGGCUUGACUGCAUCGGAAAGCAUAGACAUUGAUAGAGUUUGGACGGUUAAGGACAUGUCGAUUCCCAUAUCAAGUAUUCCAAAGAAAAAGGAUGUUGAUACAUGGGGACAUCUUCAAGGGUUGAACUUGCCAAAGAUUGACAAGAAGGAAGUUUCACUUCUCAUUGGAGCCCAACGUACCAGAAGCCUUUUGGGUAUUGAAGAACGACGUGGCCGACGGAAGGAGCCAUACGCAAUCGCUCUCCGUUGGGGUGGUCGUUGA
Molecule: messenger RNA, 2184 nt
Organism: Priapulus caudatus
Lineage: Eukaryota; Metazoa; Priapulida; Priapulimorpha; Priapulimorphida; Priapulidae
Exons: 1
Coding region: 1-2184 (727 amino acids)
Source: RefSeq, a predicted model, not a curated record